UAACUUAUCUCCAUUCAGUCGAGUCCUUGACUAACAAUUGAUAUAAAUUUUGUCGAUUCUCUAAAUGUUUCACUUCUCACACGAUUCCUGAGAUUCAAACACUAAAACUUUUUAUUCAUUUAAUUUCUCCCUUUUCACUGCAUUUCGUGAAAAAGAUUUUCAUUGAAUUUUAAAUUUAUAAAAACUAUUCUCUGUUGAAGACAUUGUCCACAACUAUCACCUCUAAGACACAAUGGAAGCGACAUCGUUGGUAUCAAACGCGGCAAUUCUGGGCAAAUACCUGUCCCUCUCGCAGCCCAAAGACAAGACACAAGUGAUGUAUGUGUGGAUCGACGGCACGGAUGAGCACGUGAGGGCUAAGACAAAGACCGUGUCUUUCGUGCCGAAGGCGGCGGACGAGCUGCCCGUCUGGAACUUCGACGGCUCGUCCACCGGACAGGCGGAGGGCAGUAACGCCGACGUCUAUCUGCUACCGGUGCAGCUCUACAACGACCCGUUCCGCGGCGGCAACAAUAAGCUGGUUAUGUGUGAGACCAUCCGAUACAACAAGAAUCCCACGGAAUCCAAUCACAGACACUCAUGCAAAAUGGUGAUGGAUAUGGUGGCCGAUCAGCACCCGUGGUUUGGCAUCGAACAGGAGUACACCCUUUUGGACGGCUUCGACCGGAACAAGCCGUUGGGUUGGCCCGCGGGAGGCUUUCCCGGACCUCAGGGACCCUACUAUUGCGGUGUCGGCGCUAACCGCGUGUUUGGUCGCGAUGUGGUUGAGGCCCACUAUAAGGCCUGUCUGUACGCCGGGGUGAACAUCGCCGGCGAGAACGCAGAAGUAAUGCCAUCCCAAUGGGAAUACCAGGUGGGUCCCUGCGAGGGCGUCACCAUUGGAGACGACAUGUGGAUGUCUCGAUUCUUGUUGCACAGAGUGGCCGAAGACUUCCACAUCGGCGUCACGUUUGACCCGAAGCCGAUCCCCGGCGACUGGAACGGUGCCGGUGCCCACACCAACUUCAGCACUGUUGCUAUGCGCGAGAAGGGAGGGCUGGCAGAGAUCGAGAAGGCCAUCGAGUAUUUGCGCAAAAACCACGAAAAACAUAUCGCCAAAUACGAUCCCCGCGGAGGUCUCGACAACUCCCGUCGCCUCACCGGUCGUCACGAGACCUCUAAUAUCAACACUUUUGCCGCCGGAGUCGCCAACAGAGGCGCCAGCGUUAGGAUUCCCCGACAGGUGGCCGACGACGGCUUCGGCUACUUCGAGGACAGGCGUCCCUCGUCUAACUGCGACCCCUAUGUCGUGUCCGAGGCUAUUGUGCGCACCUGUUGUCUCCAUGAGUAACCGAUUAUCUCCUGUAUGUCUACUAGUCAUCGAUGGAAAUGCACCGACACUUCCAUUCAUUUCGUAGGGAUUAUAGACAUUCUGAUCUAAACCACUAAUUCUAUGAAUUCUUUUAUUUUUCACGGUUUAAUUGAUAAUAAAAACUUAUUUUUCAAUUAUAUUACAAAUAUUUUUUCUCUUUGAAAGUGUUUUUCCAUUAAAUAUAAGAGAAUAUCAAU
Molecule: messenger RNA, 1548 nt
Organism: Oppiella nova
Lineage: Eukaryota; Metazoa; Arthropoda; Arachnida; Sarcoptiformes; Oppiidae
Source: the annotation of a GenBank genome assembly